AUGUCGGGCUUGGCCCUCAGUGUUCAGAAAACAACUUUCUUCUCUUCUGGACUUUCAGAUGCAGAAGCUAUGUCUAUUAGUAAGUCUAGGGGCAUAGCUAGAGGCUUAUUACCGGUUAGAUAUUUGGGUGUUUCUCUUUGCACAAAGAAGUUAGACAUUAUUCAGUGUGAACCACUGCUUCAGAGGAUUAAGACUAGAAUGACUACCUGGGCCAGUAAAACACUCUCCUAUGCCGGUAGGCUCCAGAUCCUCACCUCUGUUAUUGCUGGGAUCUCAGGCUUUUGGUGUAGCACCUUUCUCCUGCCUAAAGAAUGCAUAGACAAAAUUAACUCUCUUUGUGGUGAUCGAUUGAGCGACCUAGGACUGCUAGAGUUGCUUGGUCCUCUGUAA
Molecule: messenger RNA, 390 nt
Organism: Arabis nemorensis
Lineage: Eukaryota; Viridiplantae; Streptophyta; Magnoliopsida; Brassicales; Brassicaceae
Source: the annotation of a GenBank genome assembly